UUCUUCACUGCCCAUAGAACUGUCUGAAAUGCCUUUGAAGCUCAUAGCCCCUCCGUGCAGAAGAGGUUACCCCUGCCGCAAAUGGAAGUCUGCAUCUUUUGGACCUGACGCAGAGUUUCUCGGAACAGGACCAGCCAUGACACAACAGCAUCUGCAUUUUGUGGAAGCUGAUGCUCCAGGGGGUGAGGUGGGCUCAGUGGACCCCAGCGCCGGGUACUCCUGUGUGCCAGUGACCCACAGCAGGGGCCUGGCUCAGGAGCACCUCGACAGUCACAUCUACGGACGCAUCCUCCUGCCGGGACACCAGAGACCGCGGCGGCCCAAACUACAGCACUCGCAGUCCAUCCUCCGCAAGCAGGCCGAGGAGGAGGCCAUCAAGCGUUCGCGCUCCUUGUCCGAGAGCUAUGAGCUGUCGUCGGAUCUCCAGGACAAACAGGUGGAGAUGCUAGAGCGCAAAUAUGGUGGGCGUUUCAUAACCCGACACGCCGCUCGCACCAUCCAGACAGCCUUUCGCCAGUACCAAAUGAAUAAGAACUUUGAGCGUCUGAGAAGCUCUAUGUCUGAAAACCGUAUGUCGAGACGAAUCGUCCUCUCCAAUAUGAGAAUGCAGUUUUCUUUUGAAGGACCUGAAAAAGUCCACAGCUCUUAUUUUGAAGGAAAGCAGGUGUCACUAACGGACGACGGUACAAAGAUGGGCCCGCUGGUGCAGUCCGAGCGGUCAGGGGACUUGAGUGUUCAGGCCAAAACGCCCACGACGCAAAACGACUUUACAGACGCGAUUACAGAACUGGAGGAUGCGUUUUCAAGGCAGGUAAAGUCUCUGGCCGAGUCCAUAGACGAUGCGUUGAACUGCCGCAGCAUGCACGGGGACGAUGGUCAGUCAGAGCCCAGUAGGGGGCACCAGGAGAGGGAGGUCAGCUGCCAGGUCAAAGCCCCUCUGACCAGCACGGACCACAGGAAACUAGACGAAAUGAGCGCUUCGUACAGUGACGUUACUUUAUACAUAGACGAGGAUGAGUUGUCGCCUCCUUUAGCGCUUUCUCAGUCUGUUGACCGGCCGUCCAGCACCGAGUCCACUCUCCAUCAGCGCUCCCUCAACUCCUCACAGGACUACUGGUCUCACGUUCACAAAGACGAGAAAGGAGAUACAGACACGAGCUGCCGGAGCACUCCUUCUUUAGAGUGUCAGGAGCAGCGUCUCAGAGUGGACCACUUACCUUUACUGACUAUAGAGCCCCCUAGUGACAGCUCAGUAGAACUCAGCGAUCGCUCGGACCGGAGUUCUUUAAAGAGGCAGAACGCUUACGAACGGGGUUUAAGCAAUCAACAAACUAGUCCCAAAAACAUCACGCAUGGACUUCCACCGAGAGGACCGUCGAGAGAAGAGCGUCCGAGGCAACUAGAACCGCACCUGGCCAUCAAUGGGACGGCGAACAGGCAGAGCAAGUCGGAGUCUGAUUUUUCCGAUGGGGAUAACGACAGCAUAAACAGCACGUCAAACUCUAACGAUACGAUAAACUGCAGCUCUGAGUCCAGCUCUCGAGACAGUCUCCGGGAGCAGACCCUCAGUAAACAGACGUACCACAAAGAGACGCGCAACAGCUGGGACUCGCCGGCCUUCAGCAACGAUAUUAUCCGGAAGAGGCACUACCGCAUCGGACUCAACCUCUUCAAUAAGAAACCAGAAAAAGGCAUCCAGUAUCUGAUCGAGAGGAGCUUUGUCCCGGACACACCAGUGGGAGUGGCUCACUUCCUGCUGCAGAGGAAAGGCCUGAGUCGGCAGAUGAUCGGGGAGUUUCUGGGCAACAGACAGAAGCAGUUUAACAGAGACGUCCUAGACUGCGUCGUGGAUGAAAUGGACUUCUCGGUGAUGGAGUUGGACGAGGCGCUCAGGAAGUUCCAGGCUCACAUCCGAGUUCAGGGGGAGGCGCAGAAGGUGGAGCGGCUCAUUGAGGCCUUCAGUCAGCGGUACUGCAUUUGUAACCCCGGCGUGGUCCGGCAGUUCCGAAACCCAGACACCAUCUUCAUCCUGGCCUUCGCGAUCAUCCUCCUCAACACUGACAUGUACAGCCCCAACGUCAAACCAGAACGCAAGAUGAAACUGGAGGACUUUGUCAAGAACCUUCGAGGAGUGGACGACGGAGAGGACAUCCCCCGUGAAAUGCUCGUCGGAAUCUAUGAGCGCAUCAGGAAGCGAGAGCUAAAGACGAACGAGGACCAUGUGUCUCAAGUUCAGAAGGUGGAGAAGCUCAUAGUUGGGAAAAAGCCGAUUGGGUCGUUACAUCAUGGACUUGGUUGUGUCCUGUCAUUACCCCAUCGGAGACUCGUGUGCUACUGCCGACUCUUUGAAGUCCCCGAUCCCAACAAACCACAGAAACUGGGCCUGCAUCAAAGAGAGAUUUUUCUGUUCAAUGAUCUGCUCGUGGUGACGAAGAUCUUCCAGAAAAAGAAAAACUCGGUGACUUACAGCUUUCGACAGUCGUUUUCUCUCUAUGGGAUGCAAGUUCUGCUCUUUGAGAAUCAGUAUUACCCCAACGGAGUCCGUUUAACGUCAGCCAUACCCGGAGCGGAGAUUAAAGUCCUCAUAAACUUUAACGCUCCCAACCCUCAAGACCGAAAGAAGUUUACAGACGACCUGCGUGAGUCCAUCGCAGAGGUGCAGGAGAUGGAGAAGUACAGGAUAGAAUCUGAACUGGAAAAGCAGAAGGGAGUGGUGAGAGUCAGCAUGUCGCAGUGCUCAGGGCUGAAAAAGGACACAGGAAAUGGUAACCUAAGUCGAGCGAGCCUGGAUGACAGCUACGCCAUCGGAGAAGGUCUAAAGAGGAGCGCCCUGAGCAGUUCUCUGCGGGACCUUUCUGAUGCAGGUAAGCGCGGGAGACGCAGCAGUGCAGGAUCACUAGACAGCAAUCUGGAAGGGUCCAUCAUUAGCAGCCCUCACAUGCGCAGAAGACCUCCCUCCAGCCGAGACUGUCCGUCCCGCCACAGCGGACAGACCCUCCCCAACUCCGCGUCCCUGCUGGGGUCUCUGUUCGGGACCAGACGUGUGAAAUCCCCCAGUCCUACGCCCCAGAGCCCACACCCCACCCUCAUCUCGCACACGCCGCACCCCGUGACCCUGCACCACACGGCCCGGGGAGAGCCCGAGGCGGGGGCCCCGGCGCACCCCCACCACGCCCAGUUCUGUCACGUGACGCAGAACCCUCCACCUUAUCACCACCACCACCACUUCCACCCGCCGCCGCACCUGCAGCACCCGCCCCACCAGUUCCACCCGCCGCACCCCCACGGCCAGCACACCCACGGGGGGCACCAAGCACACCCGCACCACCACGGCCCACCCCCGAGCUCCGCACAGGGCGCCGGCAGCACAAAGCCCAAGCACAGCGGCAUCAGCACCGUGGUGUGAGUCCAGAGACAGUAAAGAGGACUGGAACAAGUCGCAGGUACAACUAAGAAUGGAAAAAUAAACCACAGUAGCCGUCGUUGUGCCAAUACAAAAAUGUAAACCAUGUAGAAUCUGUUGAAACGUGUAUUAGUCAACAUAACGAAACGUCCUGAAUAAAAAUAAAAGGACAGUCAGGCCUCUAAAGUACCACCCGAUUCGUCCACUCCUUUUUACUGUCCUGAACGCAGAGGAACUCGGACUGAGCUAUAACUGGACACUUGGACGCGCGGACACUUGGACGCGCGGACACUUGGACGCGCGGACACUUGGACACGUAGACACAUUGCUGGGAGUGGAUGAGACGCAGUGCCUCCCUCAGUAUCUUCAUGAUCCUCUUAAUCUUCAUUUCAGGUGUUAUGUCAGGAAGCUUCUCUACUGCUAUAGCAUGCACAAGACCACGAGUACUGUUCUCCUCAGUAAUAUACACAAAUAUAUUACUAGUACGUCACAAAUGUGAUUAAUAAAUUUUAACUUAUAUGACUAUAUCUAUUCAGGGGAUGGUUUUUGUGAGAGAAAUAGAUGUAUUUCCGAGCACUGUUUCUAAAGCUGAUGCAAUGCCAUUUGAAAAAGCAAAGACAAAAUAUUCUCCUUUUUGUAGCUUUUUAGGAAUUGUUUUUUCCAGUGGUUCCAAAUAGUUUUAAUUCACCCUCAAGUCACUGUUGUUGUAAGAUAACACCAUUAUCAAUUUGCAUUUCUGUGUAAAGUAACAGAACAGUGUAUAUUUGGGUAAUUCAAAACAUUUUAAGAUAUCCUCAGAUGAUUGUACUUCCUGUAUUUCCAGUCCAGUUUAGGGACGACGGUGAGAUUUGUUGUCUUUCUUUUUUUUAAGUUUUGGCUUGCUCAACUUUAAAUACAGUCUAUACCGAAUGAGUGAAAUCCUUUAAUCGAAUUUUUACGAGUAUUUACUGUAGCCGUAGCUCAGAGUGCACUGUGAUAUCUCUGUUAGCAGUGAUCAAUGUGCCAAUUAUUCAAGCAUUUAAUAAGUUAGUCACGAGAAAUUGCUUUAUGUAUAUUUGUGCUUAGAUUUUUAUUCACAAAAUCCAGUAUUAUACUAUUCACAGAACAAACGGACAUCAAACGUGGCGGGAUUGUGCUGCGAUUGUUGUUUCACAGAAGGAUUUCCAGUGUGCGUCUGUAAACGGGAGUCACGUACAGACGGUUGCCUUUGCGUUACAGUUUUUUCACUAUAUUCUAUUUCUAAGCUGCGAUGAACUAACGGACUGUUUUGAAUGUCGACCCUUUAGACCUGCUUGUCCGAUAUUAUUUUAUUUUUGGGGUAUUUUUGCUACAGACGGGGCAGACAAACACUGUAGUAGCACAUGUUUAAACAGUUCAUUUUACUGUCCAGAUUGAAAACUCUCAGCUGGCUGAGUGUGGGACCUGCAGGAUUCACUGUGCAUCGAAAAACGGACACUUCCAACAUCAGUAAUUAUCAAACUGUGACGGCGAUGGCGAUGGUGAUGGCGUUGCACCCUGCACUCAUCACAAAUGGCAGUUUUAAUAUCAGUUUAACAUAUUUUGGUAUUGUAUGCAUGCUGGAGACUGCGCUGGGGCAAACACAGCAACUUUUACACAGCACUUGAGUGUAAUCCAACCUGUUUGAACGUUACAAGAUGGAGUCAAGUCGUAUGUGCAAUAUAUGUAUUAUUUUGCCAUGUUUUAUUUGUGUUGUUUUUUUAUGUAUGUUUGUAUUUUCCCCUCGUUUGCUUUUCAAUGACGUGUCCGUACGGAUUUAAACACACGACCUGCACUUACCCUCUGACGUACUCUCCAGGUAGAAGUGAAGAUUAGUAUUUGGUUAUUAUGAAACAAAAAACCAAAACGUUCUUCCUCUGUAGGCUGAUAUUAUGAUCCUUUACGUGUUUAUAGUGGCUCAUAGGCCGAUGUUGUCGUUGACUGGUACUUUUAUGUCUUUUGUGAAACGAGAGGCCGAUACAUGUUUACAACGGGCUUUUCAGCAAUCUGAUUGUUACACUUUCCUUCGACGGUAUUUGCUGUACUAGUAAACAUUCUAUUUGGGUAAUUUAAUGUCCCCAAACGUUUAUCAUCAUUCUACAAACAUUAAAUGACCUGGAAUUUGAGACAACAGCUGUGAAUUUGAUUUGGGGGCUGACAGACUGUACACAAAACAGUUUAUUAUGAUUCUGUGAGCGUUUGUAAUCUUACCUUUACCUGUACUUUAGGCAUUGUUAAUAACACGCUUUAGAUUUGGACUCUUUCCACACACGACCCAGUAUUCUCCAGUCCAUGUGCGGUGCUUUGUUGCAUGCCAUUGAUGCCUAUAUUGUAUUUUCUUGUUUGUCUUUUUUAUUGUUCUACCAAGUGGCGGGUAUGCCUACCUUAAACCUUCAGCGACGCUUGUUUACACUUGGAAAACAUCUAAACCUGCCCCUCCAUUUUUGAUUUUCCAUUUCGGAGUUGUGUUAUUCUCCAGCAUGCAUUACGCCUCCACUGUACAGGAACGUUGUAAAUACAAAUCCACGUGGACAUAUGUAAAGGGGGAUUUUAAAUGUCGGGUGGGAAGAAUAUAUGUAAAUAUAUGUAAAUUAUUAUUAUAUAAUUAUAUUACUACUCAAUGUGUGCAGUUACAUUGAAUGUGUGUUCCAGCUCCCCUUUGAUAUUUGACAUAAUCAUCACAAUAUUCUCAGCCUGAAAUAUCAUAGGAACAAGUCGACAGUACAGCAAACUACAGUUAAAGUCAAAGGGGAGGGACAAGAGCAGUUAUUUUAUUAUGCAUUCUGUUUCUAAAGUAGACAAACCCCUAUUGAUGUAAAACUAGUACUGUGACAAUGUUGAGAACACAAAAUAAAGUCAAAUAAAUAAA
Molecule: messenger RNA, 6269 nt
Organism: Periophthalmus magnuspinnatus
Lineage: Eukaryota; Metazoa; Chordata; Actinopteri; Gobiiformes; Gobiidae
Gene: iqsec1b
Product: IQ motif and Sec7 domain ArfGEF 1b
Exons: 15
Coding region: 29-3406 (1125 amino acids)
Biological process (GO): regulation of ARF protein signal transduction; actin cytoskeleton organization
Molecular function (GO): guanyl-nucleotide exchange factor activity; protein binding
Source: RefSeq, a predicted model, not a curated record